AUAACAAAUGACGACUUUGCUUAGUAAAACUAGUAGUACGUGCAUGCAGUGCUUAUCGCGAUGUCACCGAUCUUCUCCUGGCUUCAGAAUACUUGUAAUGUACCCAUAUACCUGAAUUCAAGAUUUCAAGUGACCAUGGUUGUGUUUCUGUAGUUACACCAUUCAUUGAGACUGAAGAUGGCUGGAAAGGAAGCCUUCUGUAUGUCAAAUCCAUUACAACCAGAAAGUAGUCCAGAUGCCAUCCGUCCAUCUUUGACAUCCCUUCGAACCCUAUCUCUGGACGAGACUAAAUCACUAUCGGAUCAAGGCUGCUGCAGUACCAGUACAACCUCAGAAAACUCCUUUCCACAAGAGUCCCUUCCCUCGUCAUCGUGGCGUACGCUGUCGUUGGACGAGAAGCUCCUACGGGGGCGGGGAAGCGGGUCCUCCCGCCGUCCGUCCACUCAUGAACAAUACUGUCGGAGGGUAUCGUCGUGUCAUACCAUCAGCGGAAACCUCGCCCUCGACCCUAUGAUCACCUGUAAGCUUUGCCUAUGUGAAUGUAAACUACAAGAGAUGCAUCAAAUGCACAUGUGUUCCUGUCUUUACUGUAAAAAGUGUCUUCAACAGUACUUGGGAGUCUUAACAGAAGAGGGCGCUGUCUCUGUUGUAACAUGUCCAGAUGCUGCCUGCAAGGAGCAUGGCAAGAUAUCCGAUGAAGAGAUUCGGUUGCUGGUGGAUGAUGCUUCUUUUGAAAAAUUCAAGAAAGUUAAGUUCAUGAAAGAAGUGGAAUUAGACCCAAGCCGUGCCUGGUGCCCGAGGGUGGGAUGUAACACAGUCUGUAGGCAGACGGAGAAGGAGAAGAAGCAAGAAGGGGAACAAGGGAAGAGCAAAGGAAAGAAACUCCUCCGCCUCACUGGAAAGAAAUUCAGCUGUUCAAAGUGUGGGCUUACAUUCUGUUCAAUCUGCAAAGCACCUUGGCAUGGGGCAAGACCAUGUAGUAAAUUAGCCAAAGGAACCGGAAGCGUUUCAGGGAAGUCCAGAGGAACCUCCCAUAUUCUUGAUAUGUUAGGUAUUCAGAAAGAGGAUUCGGAUGAAGUGGCCAUCAAACGUUGUCCAUUCUGUCACAUACCCAUUGAAAGGGAUGCAGGCUGUGCCCAGAUGAUGUGUAAGAACUGUCAGCACGUCUUCUGCUGGUACUGUCUCACCAAUCUUGAUAAUGACUUUCUCCUGCGUCAUUACGACAAAGGUCCAUGCAAGAAUAAAUUAGGACAUUCCAGGACAACGGUCAUCUUUCAUCGAGCUCAGAUUGUGUGUGUGUUUGCUGGCUUUGGAUUCCUCCUGCUCAUCGCGUCACCGUUCCUCCUCCUCGUCGCUCCGUGUAUCCUCUGCUGUAAGAGCAAAUGGGGCCAUAUGUGCGAUGACAUUGACGAAGUACCCGAAUAAUGAAUGUAUUGCGUUUCAGAAAUCUGUUCAUAAGUUACGAGUGACUUAACAUGCGACUUCUGCCCCUUUCUUGGGUUAAAAUGAUACAUCUCUGUUACAUGAAUAAUGAAUCUAUUGUGUUUCCUAAAACCGUUGGUAAGUUAUGAAUGACUUUACCCAUGACUGGUGACCUUCUCUUGUGCCAAAAUCCUUUAGCUGACUUGUACGAGUUGUGCGUGAUAUUGUGCAUUACUUUACAGACACCCCUGCAAAACACUUACCAAUCCCUUACCAGGGCCCUGUUGCAUUAAAGUUACUGUUAUGUAAUAACUUUGCAUUGCAACGGUAUCUUACCCGGAAUCCUUGAUUUUGAUUGGCUGAUGAGCAUUGUUACCAUGGUAGUUACCAUUGGAUGGCAAAGUUACCAUAAUAGUUACUUUUAUGCAACGGGCCCAGGUAGUGUUUUGGGUGUUUUCUCUCCCUUUCUUUUUUGUCAGUACUUCCUUCACGGACACAAUAGGACACAUUAUCUUUGGCUGGUACACAUUUUAUUGACUGAACAAAGGGCAUUUAUACCAGAGACAAAAUUUUCAUUGACAAGAUAAAUGCCCAUGCCACCACUUACUUAGGGAAAAUAACAAGCAGAGUGCUGUAUAGAUACAUUACUACAUGUACACUGUUCAUUUGAUUAUGGCUUUAAUAGCAACACAGAAUUCAUGCACUUUCACCACUCCCUGGGGAGCAUUCUAUGAAGAGCUUCCAAGCUUGUAUGCUAGGCAUACUAUGUUGGCAUUUGCAUUCUGUUAUAUUACUCUGCACAUGGAUUCACGCACAAUUGGUCCCCUCGCUCAGGCAUGCCAACCGUUCCCUUUUGAGAGUAUUUGUUCCUCUUUUUUGCUAUGAAUCAACUAAUACUUUUUUGUAUGGUUUGUUACUUUUUUUGUAUUUCCGAUCAUGGAGUAUGUUUUAUACACUGCGCGUGACACCAGCGCCGUUCCAUCAGUCCCAGACCGGAAAAAAACAGGGACAUUCUUGCCUUCGAGCACAUGCUUAAAAGGGUGAAUUAUCAAGUUUUCAAGUAGAGUCAUUUCCAGUUUAUUCACCGAUCUCACGACAACAGGCUGGCGAUUGUUACGUUGAGACAAAUUUCUAAAAAUACUCUUUUUGUCAAAAAAUACUUUUUUUUCCUCCUGAGAAUACUUUUUUUUCCUUCUAAGAAUACUUUUCUUUUUUAAGGUUAGCAGGUCUGCUCGCUGCACAUGAAACUUCAUAUUAUAAUUUCAGAAAAAUGUAAGUUGUAUAAAGGGAAACCAUGGAUUGAAUUAAUCCAAGGUGCGCAAUCGACUGCCAUACCCCCCCCCCCCCCUUCCCCAUGUUCAUCCCAUUGGUGUUGGAUAUUUUGUGUGGCCUUUACAUGUUUAAAUUUUUGUGCUAUGGUAUAGGAAUGUGCCAUAUAAAAAGUGGCCUAGCCCCAAAAAUAUUAAAAUUGGAGGCCUAGGAAACCAAAGAAUGAGGUAUGGUUGUUCUGUGGUGAUAAGAAGAUAAAAUUAGAUAAUUUUGUACUUGUAGACAGUAUUUUUUUGGGGGGAGGGGGGGUCACAAGGAGUGAAGUGUGACUUGGAGUAAUGCAAUCUUAAUACGCAGUAGCGCAUGACCUCUUAGUGUGACUUGAGUUGACCAAUGCGGUUAUGCCUCUUAUAACGCACGCAACUGGGAAUUUAAGUGCGACUAUAAAGUCACUCCUAAAUCCUUGUUUGACAUCCGUAAGUUUGAAAUCCAAACUACUUUAGAAUGCGAAGCACCUACAUAGACAAGGUCUUUUAUAAUACAGACAUGUUCAAUUCGUUACUUGUGGAGAAUUUAAUGCUCAUUCAUUUUAUUCAUCAGAGACAGGGCUUCUAAGUAGUUAUUCUUCACAGGUGUAAGGAAAUGGUAGUAUUUAGAAGUUUUUUUUUUUGCAGCAUUGCUGAAGUACUAUUAAGCGCAAACAAUAAUGGAAUGUUAAUCAGUACAAGUCAUGUUUUAUACCUUGAGCAAAUAUAAAUUUUGUAUAUACGUUUUCUUUUGUCUGGUGUGGUUGAUAAUUAAUAUAAAGUGCACUUGGAUAUUUAUUCAAUGUCACUAUAUUUGUAUUGGAGACAUGGAACCUUUGCAAAGAGAGGUGAAUAUAUUUUGAUUUUUAGUGCAGCUGUAAGUUGCAAAUAUGAUGAUUAUUCCCUAAUCUCCAUGGUAAUUUGUGUAUUAGUGUAGGAACUUUGUUGGACUUAUACAAAGUGAUGUUAUAAAAUGUUGUUUUGCAAAGGGCUGGCACCCUUGUUUUAUGUUCAACAACAAUUAUGAUGAUUGAAUGGCUGUAACAGUUCAAAGGCAGAUGAAAUCUGGAAUGUUGUAUGUUUAUUGGGCUGAAGACGUUAGCCUUGUUCCUCAAAUUGAACUUCACUGAGUGUCACUUUAUCAUGAACUUUCUUGGCAUAAUGCACAUAAUUACCAAAUAUAACAGGUUUUGAGUUCAGACAAUUGUCCUGUACAGUUUUACAUGUACAGGUGUAAAAUAAAUUGUUUUUAAACAGUGAAGACACUAGGCAGAAUGGGGUUUUUUUUCAUCAAGAAGGAGGUGAAUAAGACAACAUUUUCAAGUGGAUAAAAGAGUGCUCUCUUUUUCCCUUUCUAUCGCAAGAAAAUUGAAGCAAUAUUUCCCUGUCAAAAUCGGAUUAAAAAUGUGGCUGUUGCUGUUGAGAACUCAAAACCUAUGAUAAAGUGGUAUGCAAAAGAGUUAUUUGACAUCACUUGUACAUCGCUGUGCCAUUUCUUUGGGAAUUUAUGUAUUCCUCCAAUAUUCAUGAGGAUUGUAAUUUCAACCCAUUCUUUAUUAGUCCUAAGGCUACAAUUGAUUGAUUGAUUGAAUUUAUUUUCUUCAUUUCAACCAAAUUGACAAAGUUAGUAGGAACAAAACAGAAUAUGAAUAACAAAAAUUUAUAGGCCUAUCAUGAAUAUUCAUAAUUCAUAUGCCCAUUCAUGACAUCAUGAUGAAUAAGUUUGUGUCUGAAGGCCUGUUCAUGAAUAUUUAUGAGGACUACCCCUUCUACCAUUUGUAGGCCUAUUGGGAAAAAAAUGUGUUUCUAGGUGUUGGAGAUUUUAUUGAGUUCAACACUCAAUAUCCACUGAUAAAUAAACAAAUACAUUUGUGUGAACAAAUCUUUCUGUGUGUGUAUGUUUGUGGUGUUUGAAAGCAUGUGUAAGGGUGUUUAUCAUUUAUCUGUAAUAUUUCAAUAAGUGUUCUUCGGAGGGAGUCCCACGUUGUAUUAUGUGCAGAACCAGUUUAAGUGCUUUGGCAGGCUUUUUUUAUUUUUAUUUAUUUCAUUUUAAAUAUGUAUUAUCAUUGUUUGGUUUUUUUUGGGGGGGGGUCUUUUUCUUUGCCUUUAUGCUCGCGAUUCGUCAUUGAGCAAUCAAUGCCAGGUAUGUGUUUAUCUAUUUAGAAUUUACUUUUUUUUUUUUUUUUUUUUUUUUUUCAUUUCACAUUUUAAUCCUCUUCAAGUGCAUAGGUGUUUGGAUUAAUAUACAUGUAAAUCUAUUUAGCAUUCAUGUUUGUUUAGUAAAACACAAAUGUCAUUUUGUAUGCAUUAGUUUGUGAUAUUCUUUCUAAUCACUUGAGAGCACUCACUGAAGUAGUAUUGCAACAUGACAUGUAUACUCUUUUACGGAUGUAUCAUACAUCUAUUUGUAUUUAAUGAGAUAUGAUAUUGAGAUGUUUAAUGGGAUUUUUUAAUGGUUAAAAGCAUGAAAAAGAUGAAUGGUUGAUGAUUCGUAAUCAUUAGCACAAAUAAUUUCACAGCAGAUGCGUACAUGUGGAGCUGUACCUAUUAAAGACUUUUGGUACUUACACUAAUUUCAUGACACAAAAGACAGAGAAGUUUCAUGGCAUCCAUUGAAUUUCAUCAUACACAGAUUAGCAUUAUUAUGUUGGCCAAUCAUCAUCUAUAUGCUGCAUUGCAUGUAUAAAAGUGAAAAUGUUUUUGUUUUUUCUAAAAUAUUUGUGGUGGCGUUGUAUUACCUGAUUGCGAUACAGAAAGCCUGUCAAAUGCUUGAAAGCACGCAACCAGAGGACUGAAGGCUGAAGGUCCUCUCCGAGGGACUCGAUGAUGGGGAUGAAUUUCAAAGGGCCCUUUGAAGUACCAAGUGGGUAUCAAAACCAGGUCACAUGAAUCCGAAACCCCCACUCUACCUGCCGAAUGAGCUGUUGCUAUCUACAAUUAGUCUGCAAACACAGACUCAUAUUUGUCACUUUAACCCAUAACAGGUCUAGAGUUAAGACUAGACGCCAAAGGCUCUGUGCUCGGCAAAUGAGAGACAGCCACAGAACAUAGUGAAUCUAGUCUCACUACUUCAGACUCUGCAUUAUGCACUAUGCGAAUUGUGAAAGCCAAGGGUCUGUACCUGCAGACUAAUAUGCAAUGGCUUUUUCAUAUGUUGAAUGCUUGUCAUUUAAGAAGACAGAAUUUUGUGUUAAGGACUAGGUAUAAUGUAGCUUAUGGCAAUAUUAAUUGAAUUUAAUUAUAAAGUCGUGCACUUUUCCAACACAUUGUGUUAUCUGAUUUAUCCAUUGUACUAUACUUGUUAUUAAUCACCACAACAACAUGGAUUGUAUUCACAAAGCAAGUAUAGUGUUACAAAUUUGAAUUUAUAGUUAAUUUGUGAACAUUAUUUGUGUUUUAUGAAUUCUUCUCUUGUUUUGCUAAUUAUAGUAAUAUAUUCAAAGUUAUUAUACAUGUAUCAGCACAUUUGCAUUGUCUUUAUUUGCUCUAUUUAUUCUGUUGUAUGUAUAUAUGGGUUUUAUGUUCUUGGUUUAGCAUUCUGAUUGAAAAAUAAUAUACAUAUAUAUAACUUGCCACUAUCACAGGAGUGUGUGUGCCCCCCCCAAAAAAAAAAAAAAAACCAAUAAUAAUGAUAAUAAUAAUAAUAAUAAAUGAAAA
Molecule: messenger RNA, 6374 nt
Organism: Lytechinus pictus (painted urchin)
Lineage: Eukaryota; Metazoa; Echinodermata; Echinoidea; Temnopleuroida; Toxopneustidae
Product: probable E3 ubiquitin-protein ligase RNF144A-A
Exons: 9
Coding region: 178-1425 (415 amino acids)
Biological process (GO): positive regulation of proteasomal ubiquitin-dependent protein catabolic process; protein polyubiquitination; ubiquitin-dependent protein catabolic process
Cellular component (GO): cytoplasm; ubiquitin ligase complex
Molecular function (GO): zinc ion binding; ubiquitin protein ligase activity; ubiquitin conjugating enzyme binding
Source: RefSeq, a predicted model, not a curated record